Molecule: messenger RNA, 1730 nt
Organism: Trachymyrmex cornetzi
Lineage: Eukaryota; Metazoa; Arthropoda; Insecta; Hymenoptera; Formicidae
Product: E3 ubiquitin-protein ligase RNF34
Exons: 6
Coding region: 175-1377 (400 amino acids)
Biological process (GO): proteasome-mediated ubiquitin-dependent protein catabolic process; protein K48-linked ubiquitination; negative regulation of extrinsic apoptotic signaling pathway via death domain receptors
Cellular component (GO): cytoplasm; plasma membrane
Molecular function (GO): ubiquitin protein ligase activity
Source: RefSeq, a predicted model, not a curated record
UGUUCGGACUUCGGAGUAAUCGGAGUAAUUCGGACUGAUUCGGACUUAUACGAACUUAUAUCGUACUGAACCGAUAACAACAUCAUACUAUCGAUCUGAAAGGAUUACGCUCGUCCGGCUCGUCCUUCUUACAUCACUUACGUCGGCGUUCACGUUACGCUGCUCCAGAUUUUCAUGCAGAAUACAACGUACAGUACCUGUCAUUCCCAUUCGGUUUCUCAACACAGUGAUAUCUCACGGCGUGCAAAACGAGAACGUUUCAGGAAACGAACGGGCGAUAACGGGCGAUCCGAGAUGGCUUGCGAGGCCUGCAAUGCAAAGUUCAACCUGUUUAAGAGAAAAAAACAAUGCGUGGAUUGCCUAAGGUAUUUCUGUUCCGAAUGUGUAAUCAAACGGUACGACAAGGUAUUCACCUGCGAUAGCUGUGGUCUAUUGUCAAUGAGGCCACUCAUCAGAAAUCAGAUCAGACAGAUACGUUCUAGGGACUUGCGUCAGUAUCUUGUGGCAAAAAAAGUUUCUGUUAAGGGUUGUGUCGAGAAAGAAGACUUGGUGCAUUUACUAAUGCUUUUUGCUAACGGAACUGAUUCGAGCUUGACUUCUGACCACAGUACAAGCUUCAGGACGCAAAAUGUUGCUGAAGAACAACAUUCCAGAUUUGAUCCUCCUUUAAAUAGAAUGGAAAAUAUGCCAAAUGUUAGUACUGCAAAUAAUGAACCUGAUGCAAACGCGGCGGACGUGCAAGCAUCAGCGGAACCUGUAAGAAACGAGGACAUUGAAAUGGCAGAGGAAGCAAGUGAAAGUAGUCAUAGUAGUCCGGUUAUUAGUGUUCCACUUAGCAGUGAUAGCGAAUCACCCGAGGAGAGACCGAAAAAUACUGACCUCUUAAUAGAAGAAAUAUUUGGGAAUGACAGCAGUCCAACUGGACCCAGUACUGCAUCGCAGCCAGUAAUCAUCGAGCAGGAGGAAGUUCCUGAAACGUCGAAUGAAAAAAAAUCGGAUAUGGUCACAGAGAUUCCCACGUGGUCAGAUAAGGUGCAAUUAUCAGAUAUAAAAGAAGCAUCAGAAUUAGAGUAUCUAAGUAUUAAACAAUUAAAAAAUUUGUUGAGUACAAAUCGUGUAGAUUAUAAAGGCUGCAUAGAGAGACCGGAUUUACUGAACAAAGUGACCAGAUUAUGGCAGGAGUAUAAUCAGUCUAGAAAAGAUGUGGAACAACUCAGCCAGGAAGAAUUAUGUAAAAUCUGCUGGGAUGCACCGAUUGAGUGUGUUAUUUUAGAAUGCGGUCAUAUGGCUUGUUGCAUAAAUUGUGGCAAACAAAUGUCUGAAUGUCCGAUAUGCAAACAAUAUGUUGUCCGUGUUGUACGAUUUUUUAAAGCCUAAAAAAUGCAACGAUUGGAUAUAAUCGCGACUGAUAAUUUUGUGCACCUGCCAGUUUUCAUAGAUCGCGUAAUUAUACGACGUGUAUAUUAUAAAACAAAAUUUAUCUAUGAUAAAGAGUAAAAUUGUAAAACGCCAAAUUUUUGUGCUAUAAUUUGCAUUUCGAUAAACAAUAAGAACUAGUCCUGCACAAAAAGGCAAAUUUUAUGCUUUCUUGACUUUCAAGUCUAAGUUGACUGGUCUUGUGGCAUGUUUUGUCAUUUUAAUUACAGAACUCUUCCUAGACAGAGAAUAGUAUUUCAAAAAAGAAUAAAUAUCGUUAUAUAUCACAUGUAUUAGUUAUAUUAAUUAAAUUA